AUGGCAGGCUAUAGAAGCUUCUCACACUACUACAUGGCUAGGUUCAAUGCCAACCCUGCAAUUGUUCCAGGUGGUCGUGGUGGUCGUAGUCUUGCGAGCUCCUCCACUGUUGAGCUCAAUCCCAAUCGUGUAAUUGAUUUAGAUGAUGAUGCUGCAGAUGGGAGCACUUUGGCUGAUUUUAGCGGACUCAAUCCCUACACCAGGAUGAUUUUAGGUCAUGACAUCGGUUAUAACAGAUUGAUUGAUGGUAACCCCGGAACGGUUUCAGGUCAUGACCGUAGUGGUGUGAUGGGGUGGAUAGGCCAAUCUUCUGAAAGUGUUGAGGGUGAAACUCGCCAACAUCAUGUGGCACCAGAUUUUGGUAAUUAUCAGAUGCCGUCUGCCAAUGCUCCACAGAUCUCCUCCUUCAGAAGCACGAGUGCUGUAGUCGGGGGAGAUGAUCGAAGGGCUGGUCCUUCCUCCAGUGGCCAUGAUCAGCAUCAUCCUUUGAAGAGAGAAGGACCAGAAGAUGCUGCAGGAGUUGGUGUAAGGAUAGGAGCAUCUUCUGAUCAGAGGAAUGUUCGCCAAAGAUUUUCUUACGAGAAUCAACAAAAUUUGGCAUCACCAACCAAUUCUAAUCAUGUUCGGCCACUCAGUGAAGAUCCCCUAUUUGUCUUUCACUUUCAGCGCUCUUCUGGUAAUCCAGCACCUAGUAUGCAGGAAGCUAGUUCAUCAAGAGCGACCGCCCUGUCAGCAUAUCCACCUCUAGAUGGUGAUGAAAGACUGCAACGCAUGCAAAACCCAUCUGGCGCAGGAAGGGGAGAUAUGGCACAGACUCAAACACAUCUGAGUCCAAACUAUGGGAUUCAUGGAUCUAAUGCUUCCAGUUCAGCUUUCGGUAGCCAGUCUGAGCAUUUCCAUGAAGCAUAUCUCCCAAUAGGACGAGGGAAUCUUGUUCAGCUUACUGCUGGACCUUCUGGCACCCAAUUCAGAGGUGAGACAAGCAACCAAUUUGGUCCUGCUGCAGCCCCGAUACAAGAUGGAGCCAAUACAUUUGGCCUGAAUAGAAGAGGAGAGCCUCUCACUGGAGCGGCGCUUGUACGCAGGAGCAGCAACAUACAAGCACCGCUUCUUAGACUUUUGGGUCAAGAUGUACUGGUCGACUCGCCUUCCCACCAGGCCGGUUCUAAUUCGGCUCCUGCCCACCAGGCAGCUUCUAUCUUGGAACUCAGGACCCAGCCACCUACUAACUUAGCGCCAGUCUCUGAAGAAGCUGCUAGUUUGGCACCUGCUACCUGGCUGCCUCCGUACUUGCCUGCCCUCCGCGCUGCUACUAGUUUGGCACCGGCUAACUGGCUGCCUGCUUACUUGGAACCUGCCGACCAGGUAGAAAAUAACUUUGCGCCAGUUAGUUGGGAUGAAAAUGACUUUGACGAAGAGGAGGAGGACGAUGAUUAUAACAAUGAAGAUAUGCGUGCAGAUGUGGACAACAUGUCCUACGAGGAACUGCUAGCACUGGAGGACCAUAUUGGGAAUGUCAGCACUGGCUUGAACGAGGACGCCAUCAAGGCAAAGCUUAAGCCAAAGAAGUACAGCAGUUUCACAAUGGGCCCUCCUGUGGAGGGCGAGAUCUGCUGCAUCUGCCAAGAAGAGUAUGAAGAAGGCGAAACGAUGGGAAUACUCGACUGCGGGCACGAGUUCCAUUCCGACUGCAUUAAACAGUGGCUUGUGCAGAAGAAUUUGUGCCCCAUAUGCAAGACGGCCGCGCUUGUAUAA
Molecule: messenger RNA, 1755 nt
Organism: Vitis vinifera (wine grape)
Lineage: Eukaryota; Viridiplantae; Streptophyta; Magnoliopsida; Vitales; Vitaceae
Exons: 5
Coding region: 1-1755 (584 amino acids)
Molecular function (GO): ubiquitin protein ligase activity
Source: RefSeq, a predicted model, not a curated record